Messenger RNA from Nipponia nippon (crested ibis), 1038 nucleotides. The record is from RefSeq and is a predicted model, not a curated record. NCBI's taxonomy places the organism in Eukaryota, Metazoa, Chordata, Aves, Pelecaniformes, Threskiornithidae.
AUGGGAGAUCAGGAUGCAGGUGAACCCUUUCUGGGGAUAGUGACUGGUGGUGCCCCAGACUACGAAGGAGCUCUGCCCUCAGACACAGUGUCGCUCAGUGAUUCUGAUUCCGAUGAUUUGGGGUUAGCGGAUGAAGCGGAAGUUGAUACAAUAUCUCCUGAGGAGCCAUCUGUAGACGAUGGGGAUUACAGAUCAGGGGAGACCCCCGACUCUUCAACCAGCAGUCACAGAUCUCCUGUCCAGCCAUUCCAUCUGAGGGGCAUGAGUUCUACCUUCUCUCUCCGUAGCCAGAGCAUUUUUGAUUGCCUGGAAGAGGCGGCCAAGUUGUCUGUGCCCUCGAUGCCUGAAGAUAAUGUUGUUGAUGGGCGAUUUAAGCGUCCAUUGCCACCAACCGCAGUUUCAGGUAACAGGGUUCCAGAAGGCCUGGGAAAGCAAGCCAAACCAGCGCAGGCUCCUAAAACCUCUCCUGCAGUGCCUGACUAUGUGGCACACCCAGAGCGCUGGACCAAAUACAGCCUAGAUGGAGUUUCAGAGUCUAGUGACAAGACUAACAGGGCAGUGGCCAUGGAAUUUCUAGAGGGUUUGAAGAAAAGAGGGGAGGAGCAAAGCUCAGCUGCCCAAGAUAGCUACACCCCGUGCUUCAACCAGGACCCUUCCAGCUGUGGAGCUGGGAGGAUUGUCUUCACCAAACCAGCAAAAAGGGGUGUUGAUGGACUGGAAAAGAAAACAUCAGCAGGGGAGGAUGAUAAGAAACACAUGAAAACAGAUCUGAAAGGAAAAUCUCUUAAGAAGACUGAUGACUUGAGGGAGGAAGAUAAGGUAGAGCUGGGGCACUUAGCUAGUGGAAGUGGAAAGGCAACGGAGGAGGAGUGCGUGAUGGUGGGGGACCUGAAUACAGAAGGUAAGCUUAGUGCAAGGUUUAGUGGCGCAGGUGAAGAGCCAUCCAUGGAAACAGUUGGAUUCCAUUGUAGUAAGAAGAAGAAUAGGAAAAAUUUCCGACCUAAAGUAGAUGAUGAAGGGGAGGAAGAAGAGUCCUGA